Haliotis rubra (blacklip abalone) is the source of this 1063-nucleotide messenger RNA. RefSeq lists its product as uncharacterized. Lineage: Eukaryota; Metazoa; Mollusca; Gastropoda; Lepetellida; Haliotidae. The record is from RefSeq and is a predicted model, not a curated record. The transcript has 5 exons. Bases 176 to 1063 code for a protein of 295 amino acids.
AUUUUAAGCUUGAUAGUGACCUCUCCUUAGAAACGCCUGGGGAUGUAAAUACUCAGCGAUGGCCAUAUCAUCCGACGUAGGUGGGUAUGUUCAUGUUUACAAAAACACGAUGACAUGCGUAUUUAAUAUAAUAAGGAAAUCGUGAAUGUGACACACCAGGAAGGACAUAUAUAUUAUGUUGGACGGCGGUAAUGUCAGCCUUGUCACAACCAGUCACAGGCUAAAAGUGAAGAUGUUCGUUUCAAAAACGACACAGUUCAAUACUCCAUUCAUAUAUGUUCUGCUAAGUCUGGUGGCGGUAUGGCCUUAUUGUGCAGGGGAACUACUUUGUCCCAAGAUAACGGAACUUGACUCCCCUGUCAAACUGACGUGUAUUCAAGCCUUCCACACAGGUGCACAUUCCUACUCAACUCCAAUUGGAACCACUGCAGCGUCUUGUGAUUUGGCAGAAAACAAAUGCAUAACACUUGAUGACUUUACAGCAACGGUCCUGAACAAGUCAUCCAGUAUCCUCGCUAUACCGCGCCUUCUCCCGACUCAUGCUGGAUCCUGGACAUGUGUUGUUGAUGCCGAUAGCCCUAGUCCAGACACGUGUUAUCUAACUGUUGAAAAAAGUCCGGCUUGUCGAAUAAUGAGCAAACAGAGCACGAGGACAGUGAGAGUGGGCGAGGAAUUAUCACUGACCAUCAUCUUAAGAGGGUACUACUGUUCUGAAGCAGCCCACGUCCAGGUGAAGACGGGUACCCCUCGAAUCUCAACAACAGAAACUGACGUCACAAACACAAGCACGACGGAGAAAGGAUCAACUGAAGAAGAUUAUUUAACUCUCAUCAGCGUGGUGAUUUUCCCCAUUGCUAUCACUGUCUUCAUUGCCACCGUAGUCGUUCUGGUGUGGAGACGAUGGCACAACCACGCAACCCAACCUACAAAGGUUGACAUCCACUACGUGCAUGAAGCAGACCCUGCGGUAUCCAGUGGAAGCCAAGAGCGCGAUGCGGACACUACGUGGUACAAAGAUGCACCUCUUGCUUCAGAGGAAGACACUAGCAGUGAGACACUGUGA